Heterotrigona itama is the source of this 3090-nucleotide messenger RNA. The record is from the annotation of a GenBank genome assembly. NCBI's taxonomy places the organism in Eukaryota, Metazoa, Arthropoda, Insecta, Hymenoptera, Apidae.
AUGUUAUUCGAAAGAAGUACGUGAAAAAAUUAAAGAAUACGUUUUAAAAGCUAAAUAUAAAUUUCUCACGCGCACGCAAAGAAAUGCGUUUGGCAUUCUUUCUUUUAUUACCACCUAUGAACGAGAACGAAUUUUAUUUUAUAACCUGGUUUGAUAACAUUUCUAUUGUAUAUAAUUAUACUUACUUACUAUUUGUAAGAUAUGAUUUCAAUAUGACUUUAAUAUUUUCAGCGACGAAUGUUUAAAUUAAUGCUUGGUUUCCAUUGUUCCGUUUUUUUACCUGCCUAAUUCUUACUUCAUGGACAUAUCAUCUAACCUCAAAUCACUGAUAAAUACAUGACAAAUAUAAUCUUAAUUUACUUCUGAAAUUAAAAUAUUUUUACAAAACUUUCGAUACGAUGAAAAUGCAUUUGAUCGUUUUCAUAGCAACUCGAUUUACCUUUCAUUUUAUUCUUCACUGAGUACUUGCCUUCACGUUCGAUAGAUACAUCACACUGGAAUUUAUUGAUUUAUCCUGGCGUGCUCCGAUUGGACUACGUGUCAGCGUCACGAUUUUACAGAUGAACCAGCCAAUGAACAAUCUUCGUUUCUCUGUGUGUGUGGAACCUGUAUAGCAAGAAACGGAAGCGUUGCCCAGUCGCUCGUUUCCGUCUUCCAAGUGCCUGUCAGCCAUUACUGCUCUGCUCGCCGGGUAUUGCAGGGUAAGUUCGCUCGGAUAUUCCUAAUUUCUGCCACGCGAAUAUUUUUGUCAGUCGGUACAAGAAUUAUUGCGAAACAGAUAUAUACGUUGGUAUAUUAUCGUUUUUACUAGGUUUCUCGUAUAAUCGCAUUUUUGAUCGCAGGUAUAACUGGUACAACUGACAUAGUUUCCGAAAAAUCGAAGAUCAUUCCUACGGACCUACUAGUGUGUCAGCCAGAUUCUUCUGAACUUUUGCCGACAUGUAUAACAAUACGUAUUCCAAUCAUACCAGACCCAGGGGAAGUAGGAAUUGUAGCAGUCGUAAUGGAGGAGGGACGUACUGGAACAGCCAGCAGCAUACACAAAAGGAAAAAUCCCUUAAGAAACAGGUUCAGAGGAAAAUUCCUGGAGAUUCGUUGAAGAAGCCUCUGUGGGAUUUGGCCAAAUUACCAGUGAUCACAAAAAAUUUAUAUAUUCCACAUAUCAAUGUUUUGAAAAGAUCAACCGAAGAUGUUCACAAAUAUCACAUUGGCAAAGAGAUCACUGUGAAGGGAAACAAUACUCCUUCUCCAAUUCAAGCGUUUGAAGAAAGCAACUUCCCAGAUUAUGUGAUGGAAGAGAUUCGAAAGCAGGGUUUUACUGAACCAACAGCUAUUCAGGCACAGGGCUGGCCAAUUGCACUUAGUGGACGCGACUUAGUUGGAAUUGCUCAAACGGGAUCUGGAAAAACUCUAGCUGUACCAACGGUACACAUUAAUAAUCAACCACGUUUGAACCGGGGAGACGGACCGAUCGUUUUAAUACUCGCACCCACAAGAGAGCUAGCUCAGCAAAUUCAGACUGUUGCUAGGGAGUUUGGUUCUUCCUCGUGCAUUCGUAACACUUGCAUUUUCGGUGGUUCCCCGAAAGGGCCUCAAGCUCGCGACUUGGAACGCGGCGUUGAGAUAUGUAUCGCAACUCCUGGUAGACUAAUCGAUUUCCUUGAGAAAGGAACUACGAACUUGCGCAGAUGCACGUAUCUCGUAUUGGACGAGGCAGAUCGAAUGUUAGACAUGGGAUUCGAGCCGCAAAUUCGAAAAAUCAUUGAACAAAUUAGACCUGAUAGACAGGUGCUAAUGUGGUCUGCGACAUGGCCGAAAGAAGUGCAGGCAUUGGCUGAAGAUUUUCUCUCAGAUUACAUUCAAAUUAACAUAGGUUCUCUUACAUUGGCCGCCAAUCACAAUAUUCGUCAAAUCAUAGAGAUUUGUCAAGAGCACGAGAAAGAGACGAAACUUUCAAAUCUAUUGAGACAGAUUGGCAAGGACCGAGGAAGCAAGACGAUUAUUUUCGUCGAAACGAAGAAAAAGGUGGACGAUAUCACCAAAGCUAUCAAACGAGAGGGUUGGGCAGCUAUCUCUAUUCACGGUGACAAAUCGCAACCUGAGAGAGAGUACGUGUUAUCUGAGUUCAGAAAUGGGAAAACAAUGAUUCUUGUUGCUACAGAUGUUGCUGCUCGUGGUUUGGACGUUGAAAAUGUGAAGUAUGUAAUUAACUUUGAUUACCCGAACAGUUCCGAAGAUUAUAUUCACCGAAUAGGAAGAACUGGACGUUGCCAAAGUGCAGGCACAGCAUAUGCUUACUUUACAUCUAACAAUGCCAGACAAGCAAAAGAAUUAAUUUCUGUUUUGAAAGAAGCCGGCCAGGUGAUAAAUCCGCAACUGGUCGAUUUAGCAAACUCGAUAAAGUCUGCGUACGGCAAGAGCCGUCAACGUUGGAGUCAUUCACGCUCUAACAAGGACAGUAGUUCAACUGGUAGUCCAAGGAACAAUAGCAGCAGCCCUAUUUCAAACAACUGGCAGAAUCAACAUGUUCAUAAUACUCAACAUAGUAACGGCAACAGUCAAGAAAGGACUGUUGUGCGCCAACAAAAUGGAUACCAGACCAGUCGUCCGAAUAGCUUUCAGUCUAGUUAUCAACAGCAUCAACAUCAACAGCAGCAGCAGCAGCAGCAACAACAACAACAACAGCAACAGCACCAUCAACAGCAGCAACAUCAGCGGCAAUCGAAUACCUAUACCAGUGGCUGUCAAACUAGCAACAGUUACCAAGCUAGCUAUCAGAAUGCAAAUAUACCUAGAUAUCAUGGAAGAACAAGCGGCUUUCAAGGCAAUCGUUAUCGUCAGAAUGCAUAUAGUACUAAUCAAACAGCUGGAGGACAAAAUGUAUAUUCCAUGCCGCCUCCAUUCAUGAUGCCAUCUGCUGGUGGACACACCGAUUCUGGAAUGCAGAGCCUCGUUAACAACAAGUUUUUCCAGACGAAUCGUCCACCACCGAAUACCGGCGCCUGCGCAUAUCAAUCGAUGGGAUACAGCCAGUUCCAAGCUGUGCCGCCGUAUAGUUAUCCUUAUCCGCCCACACCGGUACAGCAGUAA